CUGGACCGUAUUGAGCUGCAACGGCACUCGUGCUUUAUCAGCCUUCGUGUGCUUGGCACACUCAUUUGGCUCAGGCAGAUAGUGGUCAAUCCACAGUUCCCUUGAUGUCUAGCCACAAAGAUUUUUAAGAAGACAAAAAAACUUCCUAUGCAGUGGACGUGUAAGUACUGCACAUUCAUCUCACAAAUGAUGGACCAAUCAUUCCCACUACGCAGACAAGAAAUUGUAAAAAAGGAGCCUGCUGUACACAACAUGGUUGAACGAUGGCCAGCACUCUUCACAGAGAGACAGGUGUUUGCCGAGUUUAAUAGAAUCGCCAGUAAGAAUCUUGAGGGAGACUUCUUUGAGGCUCUGGACCAGUACACCCCGCGGUUCAUCGAAAUUUUCAGAACAAAAAAGGGAACUGUUGGCCGGAAACUCAGUGAGCUGAUGCAGCACAUGAGCUGGAUGACAUCAGACGUGACAGUACUUCGCUCUGUUGUCCUCAAAGGCAUUCCGAUUUUACUUGUUGACGACUCCAGUGAAUUCUUCAAGACAUGCUCUGAUACAGCAAGAGACGAGGCCCUAGAAUGGAUCACUGUUGGUGUGCUGACAGUUGUCAGUGAAGAUAGUCCUCACGAGGGUCCAAGUUCAGUGGACCUCCAGCCCAUCUCCACUGCCAUCAUUCUGGAGGGAAUCCAUUCAAGUACCAUGUUAUGCUGUUAUGCUAAUAGUGGAAAUAGUGCCAAGUUGUGUUACAAAGAGUUGUUGUUAGAUAAUGUUGUCAACAGUGAACCUAGCAAGGUUGACUUGUUUAAAUUUGUGUUUUGGGAAAAGUUUUAAUA
This is a messenger RNA of Platichthys flesus (European flounder), 824 nucleotides long. RefSeq lists its product as uncharacterized. Lineage: Eukaryota; Metazoa; Chordata; Actinopteri; Pleuronectiformes; Pleuronectidae. The record is from RefSeq and is a predicted model, not a curated record. The coding region runs from base 148 to 822 and encodes 224 amino acids. The transcript has 6 exons.